Messenger RNA from Mesorhabditis spiculigera, 651 nucleotides. NCBI's taxonomy places the organism in Eukaryota, Metazoa, Nematoda, Chromadorea, Rhabditida, Rhabditidae. The record is from the annotation of a GenBank genome assembly.
AUGGAGAUCAAUUUUAUUGGGGACGACUACGGCCCGCUGUUCUACUACCAAUUCCGGUUGAUUCUCAUCGGCGAUUCGACCGUCGGCAAAUCGAGCCUCCUCAAAUAUUUCACCGAGGGCAAGGUGGCCGAGAUCAGCGACCCCACCGUCGGCGUCGACUUUUAUGCGCGGAUGGUCGAGCUGAAGCCGGGGUAUCGCGUCAAAUUGCAGCUCUGGGACACGGCCGGCCAGGAGAAGUUCAGGUCGAUCACCCGCUCCUACUACCGCAAUUCGGUGGGCAUAAUGCUGGUGUUUGACGUGACGAGCCGCGAGAGCUUUGAGCAUAUCCAGGGCUGGCUGAACGAGGCGCAGAAUAACGUGGGUGGACCCUGCCCGGGACAGUCCGUCUUCCAGAUCGUGCUUCACGAGGAGGGCGAAUACUUUGCCAAAUACCACAAGAUGAAAUACAUCGAGACCUCGGCGAUUACCGGCGAAAAUGUGAAUGACGCGUUUUUGAUGAUGGCGCACGAGGUGCACGCGCGUCUCGAGUCGGGCUACCUUCGAAUCCAAGACGGAUGGGAGGGGAUAAAGAGUGGAAUAAUGGGAACGAGAUCAAUCUAUCUUUCUGAGGAAGACCUACGCGACGAUACGCCCUCAAAUUCAUGCUCCUGC